Messenger RNA from Trichechus manatus latirostris (Florida manatee), 657 nucleotides. It is a transcript of the gene PPP1R14D, whose product is annotated as protein phosphatase 1 regulatory inhibitor subunit 14D. Gene Ontology annotation, molecular function: protein serine/threonine phosphatase inhibitor activity. NCBI's taxonomy places the organism in Eukaryota, Metazoa, Chordata, Mammalia, Sirenia, Trichechidae. The transcript has 5 exons. Gene Ontology annotation, cellular component: cytoplasm. The coding region runs from base 113 to 559 and encodes 148 amino acids. The record is from RefSeq and is a predicted model, not a curated record. Gene Ontology annotation, biological process: regulation of phosphorylation.
CAGUGCCACACUCUGGAAGGAGCUGUCUGACCUGUCUGGCUUCCAGAGUGGAUCUGGUCCCAGGAAGGUGGGAUGCAGAGGAUCUCAGCUUCUUGCCCAGGCCAGCCCUUCCAUGCUGUCUUCAAGCCCUCCUUCCUGUACGUCUCCCAACCCAGAUGGGGAGAACCCAAGUAAGAAGGUCCAGUGGGCUCCUGGGAGGAGGAGGACAUCAUCCACAGACUCAGAGUCAAAGCCCCACCCCGACCUCUCCAGAGUGCCCAGGUCCCGGAGACCCAGCCGGCUGACAGUGAAGUAUGACCGGGGACAGCUCCAGCGCUGGCUGGAGGUGGAGGAGUGGGUGGACGUGCAGGUUCAGGAGCUCUUCCAGGAUCAACCAGCCCCUUCUGAGCCUGAGAUUGACCUGGAGACUCUUAUGGAGCUAUCCACAGAGGAGCAGAAGACUCAUUUGGAGGCCAUUCUCCAAAACUGCCCCCGCCCCACAGAGUUCUUUAUCUCAGAGCUACUCAGUCAACUCAAGAAACUCCAGAGACUCAGCAGGCCUCACAAAAAAGCCUUGUGACACUACCUGCGUGAGCCUCAGCACUGCCCAGGCCUGCCCUGAGCACCUGGAUCCCGGGCUGUGGAGAGGCCUCCUCGGGACACAGACAAGGAACGUGG